Messenger RNA from Rhizophagus irregularis DAOM 181602=DAOM 197198, 1331 nucleotides. RefSeq lists its product as uncharacterized. The record is from RefSeq and is a predicted model, not a curated record. NCBI's taxonomy places the organism in Eukaryota, Fungi, Glomeromycota, Glomeromycetes, Glomerales, Glomeraceae.
CAAAAGUUUUCAAUUUAUAUAUAUUUUUUAUGUUGAUAUUCUACAUUUCUUUAUGAAUGUCAACUACGCUAUUAUAAAAAAAAAAUGAUAUAUAUAUAUAUAAGUAACACAAAAUAAAAUAAAAAAAAAUAAUUAUUAAUUCUAGAAAAAAAAAGGUAUAUAAUAUGAAUCGAUCUCAACCUAUAAAUUUAAUUAACGGUAAGAUGUAUUGUCAAUGGGCAAUCUUUAUAAGCGAAUGUUAUGAAUCACAAUAUUUCAUAGUAACAUAUUACGUUAAUCUAGUAACUGCAACAAUUUUCACACUAUUGGCUGGAGGAAUCUUAAUUAUGAGGCUAAUAGCACAUCGAGAAUUAAAUCUUUUAUCGAAUGGAAUAAUAGCACCAUUAGAAGGGUUUUUGGGAUUUUCCAUGCUAGGCGGUAUAGCGAGAAUUGUAUGCAGCGUAACGUUCAUAAUUGAUGUUCUUCCAACAUAUUAUAUAUAUCGAGAAAUGAUAUCAGAUGCACAAUGGAUAACAGCUCAACUUUCUGUAAUAACUUAUCUAGCGGGAGUAUUUCGUACAUUACCUCGUAUGGCAUUUUUUCAACCAUCUUAUUCUGAUAAUCAGCCUUCAACAACUAAUUUGACAUUAUGCGUACCAACUUUAUAUUUAAUAAGAAUAUUAUAUUGGACAAUAUCAAUUACGUUAAUUAUAAUAGCAUCUGGGUCAGCAAUAUUAGCAGGAUAUUUUAGAAUGAAAGAUAAUAGAUUUUUAUUAAAUGUAUUUACUUCAACAAGAUUAAUUACUUACGGAAUUUCAUGUAUAAUUUUAGUAAUAGGAUAUGGUAUAUAUGGAAGAUUAUUGAUAAAUUUGACAAUGCAAAGUUUUGAUUUGGUUCAAGGACAAGGUGGGAUUGUUGAAGAAUGUCAAGAAACUCAUGUUACUGAAAUAAUUAGAGAUGAAGAUGGAAGAGAAGAAAGAAAUAUACAUAAAAUUUAUGUUUUAACAAGAGGUGGUGAAAGAAGUGAAAUUGAUUUAAGAAAUUUAAGAUUUAAAUAUCAUAUAAGAAAAAUGAAAAUAUUUAAUCAUUCUGCAUUAAUGACAUUUGCUUUUUGGUCAUUAUCAAGUUUUAUAUUAGCAUUUUGGCAUGAUCAAAUUUGGUCUACUUUAUUGUUAUCAAAAAUUCAAGCUUUUAUUGCUAAUAUAAGUACAAAUUUAAUUAUCUUGACAGUUUUGAUUGUUAUAUUAUUAAGUGAAUUGGUACAUCAUAAAGGUCAAAAUUCUCUUGAUGUAACAAAAGUUACCAAUAGUAAUCAAUUAUCAACUUUUACUCAUUCUAUUGAAGAAGCAUAA